AUGGUGUCCCUCAACGAGCACAUGAGCACAACACCGCCUUCUUCCCCCACGGAAACGGUACGAAUGCUUCGGGAGAUCGCGACGACGUGGCCCUCUAGCGGAGGGUCAUUACUUCUCCAAAUCAACGCCAAUACGUCGCACUACAAAAGCUGGUGGGCCAAAGAUCUGGAUCGCGACAAGCCUCUUGACAUUUCUCCUUUCGUCUGCUCUGGGCCGAAUUUCCUCACCGUCACGAACUUAUCGGCGAUGAACGAUUUCGCCUUCGUUCUGGUUGCGUACGUGCCAGAAGGGGAGGAGGUGAAGGCUUUGUUGGAACGUCAGGCACUGUUAGACUUUGUCCGGCAGCAGGGUGACUUGUCGGUCGCGCGAUCGGGAUCUUUAGGUCUUUCACGACUAUGA
Stereum hirsutum FP-91666 SS1 is the source of this 399-nucleotide messenger RNA. RefSeq lists its product as uncharacterized. The transcript has 2 exons. NCBI's taxonomy places the organism in Eukaryota, Fungi, Basidiomycota, Agaricomycetes, Russulales, Stereaceae. The coding region runs from base 1 to 399 and encodes 132 amino acids. The record is from RefSeq and is a predicted model, not a curated record.